Clupea harengus (Atlantic herring) is the source of this 1099-nucleotide messenger RNA. It is a transcript of the gene ssr1, whose product is annotated as signal sequence receptor, alpha. NCBI's taxonomy places the organism in Eukaryota, Metazoa, Chordata, Actinopteri, Clupeiformes, Clupeidae. The record is from RefSeq and is a predicted model, not a curated record. Gene Ontology annotation, cellular component: endoplasmic reticulum; endoplasmic reticulum membrane.
CUGCACGCCCCAAUGUUGCGCUUGCGCGAGAGCUUUGAAGGAACCUAAGGGAAGCACAACGAGUUGAGCACCGUGCCGCUCAUUGCUGAGAGAAUCGGCAUUCUGAUAUACUGUAAAAUGAUGAAGUUUCUACCAAGGUUACUUUUACUGUUGCUACUAGCCUUUCCAACAACGAUUAUAAUGAAAGGACCAUUGGUAGCAGCACAGGAUGCUACAGAGGACGAGGAGGCUGCCGAUGAAGAUUUAGGAGAUGAUGUGAUUGCCGAGGAGGAUGACGAGGCCGAAGUGGAGGAUGAUGAACACACGGAGUUGACGGAAGAAAAAGAGGAAGAGGAGGAGGAAGAAGCACUAACGGGAGAGGUCAAGGCCUCUCCGCAUGCCGAUACAACCAUUCUCUUUGUAAAAGGAGAUGGUGAGUACUUCCCAGCCAACAACAUUGUGAAGUUCCUGAUGGGCUUCACCAACAAGGGCGCGGAGAACUUUGUGGUGGAGUCCCUGGACGCCUCCUUCCGCUACCCGCAGGACUUCCAGUUCUACAUCCAGAACUUCACGGCCCUGCAGCUGGGCCUCGUGGUUCCCCCUCAGCGCCAGGCCACCUUCGAGUACUCCUUCAUCCCCGCCGAGCCCAUGGGAGGACGCCCCUUCGGCCUGGUCAUCAACCUCAACUACAAGGACAGCAAUGGCAAUGUGUUUCAGGAUGCAGUGUUCAACCAGACUGUUACCGUCACAGAGAGGGAGGAUGGCUUGGAUGGAGAGACGAUCUUCAUGUACGUCUUCCUCUCUGGUCUUGGACUCCUGGCUGCCGUUGGGCUUCACCAGUUGCUGGAGUCAAGAAAGAGGAGAAGACCUGUUGCUAAGGUGGAGAUGGGUACCUCUAGCCACGGUGAUGUCGACAUGGACUGGAUCCCCCAGGAGACGCUUAAUCAGAUCAUGCAAAGUCGGAGAGACAAGGCGUCCCCCCGAAGGUCGCCCCGCAAGAGGACGCAGAAGCGCUCGGCAGGCUCAGACGAGUGAGGGGCCCGGCCAGGCCAGGCCAGGCAGGCAUGGCACAGUUGCUGGUUGGUCACGUGACACUGUGGCCGCACUGCGCUUCAUGAUC